Priapulus caudatus is the source of this 563-nucleotide messenger RNA. RefSeq names its product N66 matrix protein-like. The transcript is spliced from 2 exons. The record is from RefSeq and is a predicted model, not a curated record. The coding region runs from base 110 to 523 and encodes 137 amino acids. Lineage: Eukaryota; Metazoa; Priapulida; Priapulimorpha; Priapulimorphida; Priapulidae.
GCGAGUUGGCGCAUGCGUCGUGGCUGACGUCACACGGGGAGAAGUACCCGGAUGCGCAGCCGACAUCCGCCGACACGCGACGCUUUCAUGUGCCACGCUACGAUUAGCUAUGAUUCCCUCACCUCAUGCACGCAGACCGAGCCUCCAUUCGUCAUCGAGCAAAGACGGAGGACGGCAUGGCGACGGCUACCAUAGCAGCGGCGGCAGCAGCGACAGUGAAUCGAAGCACGGUUACGAGUACCAACCCGACGGUAAAGGAUACGGUGGCGGUGGCGGUCACGAUGACAACGGCUACCAUGACGGCCAUGACGCACAUUACAGGAGCAGCAACGAUAACAAGGGCAAUGGCAAUCACAAUAGCUAUGGUAAUGAUGAUUACCAUGGCGACAACAACAAAGACUUUUACAGUGGCUAUGGUAAGGAUGAUUACCAUGGCAACAACGACAAAGACUUUCGCGGUGGCUAUGGUAAGGAUGAUUACCAUGGCAACAACGACAAAGCGCACAGUGGCCUACGGUUAUAAAGAGGAUCCCAUGACAGAACGGCGAUGGCUAUUCACAUAA